ACACUAAAUAUUCCACACGAAAAAGCUAAGGACGACUUAGUGGAAAGAGGACCAAAAAUGGAGUCAAGAUGCUCGACGGAGAAGACAGUCGGUAAAUCCAUAAGAUGCAGAGCGGCAGUCGCCAGGAAAGCAGGGGAGCCACUAAUCAUAGAAGAAAUCGACGUGUUACCGCCGAUGGCUUGGGAAGUCAGAAUUAGGAUUCUCUGUACUUCGCUUUGCCAUUCCGACGUUACGAUGUGGAAAAUCCCCUCUGGACCGGCGACGUUCUUCCCGAGGAUUUUCGGCCACGAAGCCGCCGGAGUAGUGGAAAGCGUAGGGGACUAUGUGGAGGAAUUCGUACCUGGAGAUUUGGUGUUGCCGGUGUUCGAGAGGAACUGCGGCGACUGCCGAGACUGCCGGUCGCCGAAGGGAAACGCCUGCUCGAAGUUCGCCGCCGAAUUCUAUGGCGGAAUGCCGCGCGACGGAUCGACGAGGUUUCUGGACGCCGGCGGGAAUCCGAUUCACCAUUUUCUCUCCGUCUCGAGCUUCUCCGAAUUCACGGUGGUCGACGUCGCUCACGUCGUGAAGAUGAACCCUAAUUUGCCGCCGGAGAAAGCCUGCCUGUUGAGCUGCGGCGUCACUACAGGUCUGGGUGCAGUUUGGAAAACUGCUGACGUGGAAGAGGGCUCCACCGUGGCAAUAUUCGGACUCGGAACUGUUGGACUUGCAGUUGCUGAAGGGGCAAGAUUGCGAGGAGCCUCGAAAAUAAUUGGUGUGGACAUUAAUCCUAAUAAAUUUGAAAUAGGUAAGAAAUUUGGAGUCACCCAUUUCAUCAAUCCAACUUCAUGCACAGAGAAGACUGUUUGCCAGAUGAUAAAAGAAUUAACAGGUGAAGGUGCAGAUUACUGCUUUGAGUGCAUUGGCUUGGCUCCAUUGAUGAAUGAAGCAUUCGUCAGUUCUAGGAAGGGCUGCGGAAAGACAAUAAUAAUAGGUGUGGAAAUGACGGGAACACCCCUGAGCAUAAACACGUACGUGCUCUUGGAGGGUAGGGGCAUUUCCGGGUGUCGACUUGGAGGAUAUAAGCCCAAAUCAGAUAUUCCUAUGCUCGCCAAUAAAUACAUUCAAAAGGAGAUAAAUUUGGACAAAUAUAUUUCACAUGAGAUAAAUUUCGAGGAAAUUAACAAAGCCUUCGAAAUGCUUAAAGAGGGAACCUCCCUUAGGUGCAUCGUAUGGAUGGACCGUUAAUUGCGCGCAUAUUAGGUGCUGAUACAAUAUUUAUAAUAUAUCUGAUAGCACAUGAUUUAAAUUAAUACAAUGUGUUUUAUUAAUAUAUAUUUUGUGCUGAGAUCAACUGUAUUAUGUAUUAUGCAAAUUAUUAUCAUAUGUGCUACCAAUUUAUAUUUUAUGUGUUA
Andrographis paniculata is the source of this 1391-nucleotide messenger RNA. Its product is annotated as alcohol dehydrogenase-like 2. NCBI's taxonomy places the organism in Eukaryota, Viridiplantae, Streptophyta, Magnoliopsida, Lamiales, Acanthaceae. The transcript has 10 exons. The record is from RefSeq and is a predicted model, not a curated record. The coding region runs from base 58 to 1224 and encodes 388 amino acids. Gene Ontology annotation, molecular function: S-(hydroxymethyl)glutathione dehydrogenase [NAD(P)+] activity; zinc ion binding. Gene Ontology annotation, biological process: formaldehyde catabolic process. Gene Ontology annotation, cellular component: cytosol.